AUGAAUAUCAAGCAAAGCACCAAUAUCGAUGAUUUCCAGCUGGCUCAGCUGGGUCAUUCCCAGUCGUUCCAACGCAACUUCAGUCGCUGGACCAUGCUAGGGUUAGCUUUUGCUAUCCUGAACUCAUGGACAGCCCUUGCGGCGUCUCUUUCCCUUGCCCUACCCUCAGGUGGCCCUGUUGCCGUGAUCUGGGGACUCGUCACCGCAGGCAUCUGCAAUUUGUCUCUUGCUGCCAGUCUCGCCGAGUUUCUCUCAGCUCUGCCCACUGCUGGAGGUCGGUAUCUCGAAUUCUACAAUGUGGUAUCCUUAGAACUAACAAAGAGCAUAGGCCAGUACCACUGGGUUGCGACAAUUGCUCCCCCGUCACUCAAGAUCCCACUCUCAUGGGUGACUGGAUGGAUCAACAUGAGCGGCUGGGUCAGCUUGGUUGCCACAAACUGUUCCCUUUCGAGCACUUUGAUCAUCAAUAUCAUUUCUCUUCAAAAACCCGACUACGAGUUUCAGAGGUGGCACCAGUUCCUGAUCUACCUUGGCAUCGCUUGUGUCGCCUUCGCUACCAAUGCCUUUCUUCACUCCGUCCUCCCUCGAAUCAAUGGCGUCGCAUUUACGUGGAGCAUCGCUGGGUUCUUUAUCAUCUCCAUCACUCUUCUGGCCUGCGCAGCCCCUGACUAUGCUACGGCAGACUAUGUGUUCGCAACCUUUAUCAAUACCACAGGGUGGCCAGACGGAAUUGCCUGGCUGCUCGGCCUCUUGCAAGGCGGUCUAGGUCUGACCGGAUUUGACGCCGUGGCACACAUGAUUGAGGAAAUCCCUAACGCUGCCAUUGAAGGACCCAAGAUCAUGUUGUACUGCCAGUACAUCGGUAUCACAACUGGAUUCUUGUUCUUGGUUGUGGUACUGUUUGUAUCCGGAGGUAUGGUCAAUGCAUCGACCAUCAUCAGCUCAACUGCUGGUCCUCUGCUGGAGAUUUUCUAUCUCGCGACAAACAGCAAAGUUGGCGCUGUAUGCCUCUUGAUGUUUCCUUUACUCUGCCUUGUCUUUGCAGCCAUUGCAGUCAUGACAACCUCUUCUCGCAUGGUAUUCGCUUUCGCUAGAGACGGUGGUCUUCCGGCUUCGCGUAUCUGGUGGAAGGUUCACCCAAAACUGGGAGUACCGCUCAAUGCCCUUUACCUGAAUGUCGCAAUCACUCUCGUUUUUGGCUGCAUCUAUCUUGGAUCAACCGUCGCUUUCAAUGCCAUCAUCGCCUCCUCGGUCGUCGCACUGGGCAUCAGCUACGGGAUGCCAGUUGGGCUUCUUGUUCUACAAGGACGAUCCAAGUUGCCCGAAAGAGCAUUUACUCUACCAAACUGGCUUGGGUGGACGGCCAAUAUCAUCGGGCUUGUUUACACUGUUGUUACUAGUGUGCUCUUUCUCUUCCCUCCCGCACUGCCUGUAGACGGAACCACCAUGAAUUAUUGCGUGGUGGCUUUCGCUGUUAUCAUUGUUAUCUCUCUUGUGCAGUGGAUUGUUGACGGAAGGAAGAAUUAUGAAGGACCACGCAUUACGAUAGGAGAGGGUGAGAUAGAGGACUAA
Messenger RNA from Fusarium keratoplasticum, 1572 nucleotides. RefSeq lists its product as uncharacterized. The record is from RefSeq and is a predicted model, not a curated record. Gene Ontology annotation, molecular function: transmembrane transporter activity. NCBI's taxonomy places the organism in Eukaryota, Fungi, Ascomycota, Sordariomycetes, Hypocreales, Nectriaceae. Gene Ontology annotation, biological process: transmembrane transport; amino acid transport. Bases 1 to 1572 code for a protein of 523 amino acids. Gene Ontology annotation, cellular component: membrane. The transcript has a single exon.